AUGUGGCCGGGGGGGUGCCACGACGAUGACGAGUUCGACAUCCGAGCCCAGGUCAAGAUCAGAUGGGGAAAAGGCAAAACCCUCGACGACUCGGCCUACAAGACGGUACCAUUUCCUGGCCUGCUGCCGACGUCCAUGGCGCUUCAGGAUACACUGCGUCUACUGCUCACGCUGGCUAUGAUGGACGACGUCUUGAUGGACGAUAUCCGAAGCUGGGACGAUCUUCGGUCUCUACGACUCCCCGCUGAGGUUGCAAGCACAGGUCGAAGGCUGAAGAUACGGCCAAGCAUGUGUGAGGUUCCGGUACUGCGGAAAAUGAUCGACCAUCGCCUCACCAAGAUGCCGCAAUGGACGACAGAUAUGCAGAGCGAGAUCCGCAGACUGGGUCAAUUUUGCGGGUUUGAGGAAACCUUAGUUGCGUACUGCAUGCGGCGCGGUGUAGCGUACACAUUGGCUACACGUGCAUCUGAAGAGGACCGGGUAUUCCUGAUGGGGCACAGUCGUCAGGUUUUCCCCAAAAACAAGUCGCGCAUAUCGACCGUGGACUUUGCUGCCAUGUAUCGGAACAUGCCGGAACGAUCGGUUCUUGUGCAGACAGGAAUCUCGCUGAACCGCAGUACAGAGGCACCAACUACGAUAUCGGACAAAGGACGGCUUCGCGUGCAGGAAGAUGAACGAGUCAAGAACGCUCGGCAGACAUCAGACGCUGUGCGGGCCACUCUCCGAUCCAAGCACGGGAGCUUGACGGCAGCAGCAAGAGCAGGCGACCCACAAUGGGAAGAAUACCAAGCCGCCGAGGCAGAGCGAAAGGCGAUGGUCAACCACGUCAGCAUCAAGAUCUUCAGGACCGAGUACAAGGAGCAUUUUAAGUCACUAGGGUUCACCAAGGCAGCCCUGUUGCAGCUCGACGACGCCAUCACAGAGGUAGCCACAACGUCAGACGGUGUCCAAUCUGAUGCAGACGUCUCCGAUCUCCCACUCUUCGUAGCAGAAGACGAGGAUAUAGACGCUUACGACGCAGUACUGAACACACGCAACGCAGAAGAGACACCUUCGACAGAAGAGCAGGAAGAGUUGGAAGAUCUUUUUGGUGAUAGCACAGGGCUUGACAUAGAUAUCACAGACAACAUCCAGAGCGCAGAGGAGAUAGACACUACCCUCGAUGACUCCAGACAGAUGGCGUUACACGGUCAGUCGCUCGACAACCUCCGCUCCCUCAAAAAAUAUGCUCAGUCCACCAAGGGCCACUCGGCCUACAAUGAUAUGGUAGAGGACGUGAGUGCGUGCGAAACAGAGGGACAGAACAGAGAGGAGUGUACAAUGUAUUGA
Molecule: messenger RNA, 1329 nt
Organism: Alternaria triticimaculans
Lineage: Eukaryota; Fungi; Ascomycota; Dothideomycetes; Pleosporales; Pleosporaceae
Exons: 4
Coding region: 1-1329 (442 amino acids)
Source: RefSeq, a predicted model, not a curated record